Molecule: messenger RNA, 1461 nt
Organism: Caenorhabditis briggsae
Lineage: Eukaryota; Metazoa; Nematoda; Chromadorea; Rhabditida; Rhabditidae
Exons: 7
Coding region: 1-1461 (486 amino acids)
Source: RefSeq, a predicted model, not a curated record
AUGAGGGAAUAUGAUGAUGAAGUCUCUGAACGAAAUUAUAAACUCAUAAGGUUCAGGAAUUCCGACGGGGAAAUGCGAUGGUAUUGGCCCAAGAUGAAAGAAGACACGGAAGAAUCGAGAACAAUCAAAGAUGUCUUUAUUCCAAUAAUGUUGAAAAAGAUGAGGGCUGAGGGCCCGACUGUGGAUCAAAAGGUUCUCAAGAAGAAGAAUGCAAAGAGCAAGAAGAAGAAUGUGAUGGUGCUGGUUGACUGCGAGAGCUUCAUGUUCAAACUCAAAAAUCCUAAAUCUCAAAAAGGUCUCGUGACACAGCAACUCCAGGUCUUGAAGAAAGGCGAGGUGAUGGAAGUGGGAUUGGAAUUCAGAAAUCCGGAUGAGGAUAAAAAACACUUGCCAGGCUCUUAUCAUUUCGAAAAUGCACAAGGGCGAAUCAUAAUCUUUCAUGCUGACAUCGAUUCCUUUAUUUUGGUCAGAAGAAGUUGUGAUUAUGAAUUAUAUGACCGAGAAAAAGCACCCCCUCAUUAUCUCAUGAAGUUCUAUGGUUUCGAACAUGUAAGUAACCUGGCUUUGCUAACGGUGAAAGAAGACACGGAACAGUCGAAAAAGAUCAAAGAUGUUUUCUGUCCAAUAAUGUUAAAUAAGAGGAGGAAGGCUGCGAGUGUGAAUCAAAGGUUCUCGAAAAGAGAAAUGCAAAGAGCGAGAAGAAGAAGUGCUGUACUAUUAUUUAGAACUCUCCAGAAUAAAGCAUUUUUCAUUGAUCUACUAUUCCAACAAUUCAAUCAAUCAUUAUUGUUCAUCAGUUCAUCCUCGGAACAACAUUCUCAACAUCGAUCAACACUAGCAAUGUCAACUUCUUCUGAGCCAAAGGAGUUCUACCUCGAAAUAACGCCUAACAAUUUUGAAGAAAUCACACCUGAAAACAUGAAAUUUCGUGUAAAAAAUGUGAAAGAUGAGAUUGUGAUGGUGUUGGUUGACUGCGAGAGCUUUAUGUUCAGAAUUAAGGAUCCUAAAUUUCGAGACGUUCUCAUCACACAGAAGUUCGAGUACUUGAAAAAGGGUGACGAGAUUGAAGUGGAAUUGGAAUUCAGAAAUCCGGAUGAGGAUAAGAAGCACUUGCCAGGAAUGUAUAGUCCUGAGAAUGCAGAAGGGAAAAUGACAAUCUCCCAUGCUCAAACUAACCGCACUAUAAUCGUCAAAAAUGAUACGCAUUGUUAUGAUGAUAAAAUUUAUGACCCAAAAGAGGCAUCUCCAUCUGAUCUCAUAAAGUUUUAUGAGCACCAGGAAGUAAGUCGACAGUUUUCGCUUAAGAUGAAAGAAGACACGGAAGAGUCAAGAAAAAUCAAAGCUAUCUUCAUUCCAAUAAUGUUGGAAAAUAUGAGGGCUAAGGGCCCGACUGUGGAUCAAAAGGUUCUCGAGAAGAAGAAUGCAAAGAGCAAGAAGAAGAAGUGCUGUACUAUUCUUUAG